Messenger RNA from Ylistrum balloti, 1215 nucleotides. Its product is annotated as SEC14-like protein 2. NCBI's taxonomy places the organism in Eukaryota, Metazoa, Mollusca, Bivalvia, Pectinida, Pectinidae. The record is from RefSeq and is a predicted model, not a curated record. The transcript is spliced from 11 exons. Bases 1 to 1215 code for a protein of 404 amino acids. Gene Ontology annotation, cellular component: cytoplasm.
AUGAGUGGAAGGGUCGGUGAUCUCAGCGCUGUACAAGCCACUGCCCUACAAACAUUCAAAGAAAAUAUUAAAGAUGUCCUGAAACCAAGCCAUGAUGAUUACUACCUGCUCUGCUGGCUCAGAGCCAGGAAUUUUGAUCUCAAGAAGUCGGAAGAAAUGUUUAGAAAUGACGUUAGUUGGAGAAAGAAAACAGGUGCAGACACAAUCCUAGAAAGCUAUAUGAUUCCAGAGAUCGUCAGUAAGUACCUAACAGGGGGACAUUGUGGCUAUGACAAGUUAGGCAACCCCAUCUGGAUUGACCCAUUUGGAAGGAUUGACAUUAAGGGUAUCUUGCGGUCUGUCAAGAAAUCAGAUGUAAUUAAGACUCAGGUGCAUCGCUUUGAAAAACUGAGAGAUGUUCACAUAGAACAGACAGAAAAACUUGGACACAAAGUGGAUGAGGUAAUAGUGAUCUAUGACCUUGAAUACCUCGGAAUGAAACAUCUAUGGAAGCCUGGAGUGGACGUAUUUUGUGAAAUCGUUGAUAUGUUUGAGUGGCACUACCCGGAAACUCUCAAGCUUGUCUUCGUUAUCAAUGCUCCAAGAUUUUUUCCAAUAGCCUACAAUAUUGUCAAACCAUUUUUGUCUGAAGCCACUGCAAGUAAAGUCCGAAUAUUUGGAACAAGUAAUUACUCCAGUGCUCUACUACAGUACAUAGAUGCUGACCAGUUACCAAAAGUAUAUGGUGGCACCAGGACCGAUCCUCCUGGAGACCCACGCUGUAGUGCUCUGGUGUGUCAAGGAGGAGAUGUGCCAAAAGAUUUCUACUCUAAAGUCAGUAUUAAUUCACUUGACAUGGAGAAGUACACUGCGGUUACUAUAGGUCGGGGGUCCUCCAUACAAGUAGACUUGACGGUGAAUGAACCAGAUAGUGCCAUCAGGUGGCAGUUUAUCACUGAAGGAUAUGACCUGGGGUUUGGAGUGUACAAGCGGACCAAGGACAGCAGACAGAAGGCAAACGACAUGGAACAAGUGAUCCCAUCUCAACGUGUCAACAGCCACAUUUUCCCUGAGGACGGUAGUGUCAUCAUCCAAGAACCUGGCACAUAUGUUGUGAGAUUUGAUAAUACCUACAGCUGGACAAGAAGUAAGAAGAUUUAUUAUAUUAUAGAGAUGUUAGAACCGGACACAGAAGAUGAGUUUGAGCUGGCUAGUGAAAGUCCUACUGGGUGUUAA